ACUUUGCGGUCAAUAUUCCCACCUAUCAGACAACGCUAGGGUCUACUGAGAGAUGACAGGAGUCCACUAGUUUUGGUUUGGAGGUUCUGCUCGGAGGUCUAGAUCAUGGUCGGCCCGACGUCUUAUCUUCUUCUGUUGCUGCUGCAUGGCUGUCUGGCAGAACACGUUUUUCUUAACAGCCAGCUGGCCUCAGAAGUUCUGGUCCGAGGCCGACGAGCCAAUCAACUGUUUGAAGAGCUGAAACCAGGGGACCUUGAGCGAGAGUGCGUGGAGGAAAUUUGUGACCAUGAAGAGGCCAGAGAGGUGUUCGAACAGACUGACAAAACAGAAACCUUCUGGCUAAAAUAUCAGGAUUGCAAAGGAACAACACUGGAUCGAACACCUGACAACAUCAAUGUGAUCAGACAAUGUGUAGGAGGUCAGUGUAUUUACGGCAAAGGACUCAACUAUGACGGAGACAUCCACAUCACUAAAUCAGGGAAACUGUGUCAGAGUUGGAAUCAGGGCUUCCCACAUCCCAUAAUAAGGGAGUUCAACGCUUCAGAACCUGGCAGCAUCCUCAAGGAGAACUUCUGCCGAAACCCCGAUAACCAAGCAGGGGGACCCUGGUGUUUCACUCAGGAUCCGACAGUCCAGAAGGAGACAUGCUUGGUUCCGAUAUGUGGGGAACACUUUGUUCCAUCCACUGUGGCCCCUGCACCAAAAAGGGAUGCGAGUGAGUGUUUAACGGAUAACGGCAUAGACUACAUUGGUGAUCUGGCUGUCACUCUGCGGGGCUACACCUGCCUGCCGUGGUCAAUGCCGGAGGUCAAGAUGCUGAGCAAGAACAAAGACUUCUUACCUGAAGUGACCCUGCAGGACAACAAAUGUCGUAACCCGGACAAUGACCCUGAGGGCCCAUGGUGCUAUGUGCAGAUGUCUGGGAACGUGUCAGUGGAUUACUGCGACCUCGAGCUGUGUGAAGAACAUUUGCUUGACGACGAGUUGCCGGUUGAGUCUGAUGAUCGUCAGCGCUCCGUCCUCGCACCUCCCAGGAAGGCCUUUUUUAACCCUAGCUUCUUUGGACAAGGAGAGACUGUGUGUGGAGAGCGCCCCCUGUUUGAAAAGCUGCAGAAGGAGGACGCCAACGAGAAGGAGCUGCGGGAGUCCUACAUAACUCAGCGCAUUGUUGGGGGCAAUGAUGCCCAGGUGGCCUCUGCCCCAUGGCAGGUGAUGCUGUACAAACGAAGCCCGCAGGAAUUGCUGUGCGGCGCCAGCCUUAUCAGCGAUCAGUGGAUCCUCACGGCCGCUCACUGCAUCCUCUACCCACCAUGGAACAAGAACUUCACCACUAAUGACAUUCUGGUGCGCUUGGGAAAACAUAACAGGGCCAAGUUUGAACGCAACAUUGAGAAGAUUGUAGCGAUUGACAAAAUCAUUGUCCACCCAAAGUACAACUGGAAAGAGAAUCUGAACCGAGACAUUGCACUGCUGCACAUGAGGCGGCCAAUCGUCUUCACAGACGAGAUCCACCCUGUCUGCCUCCCUAACAAGAAGGUGGCUAAACUGCUGAUGAAUGCAGGGUUCAAAGGUCGAGUGACCGGCUGGGGAAACCUAAAGGAAAUCUGGGGCUCAUCUCAGAGAGCGUUACCAACUGUUCUUCAGCAGAUCCAUCUGCCCAUCGCGGAUCAGAGCACUUGUAAAAGCUCCACUUCCAUCAGGAUCACUGAUAAUAUGUUCUGUGCCGGUUAUAAACCCGAAGACACAGAGCGAGGUGACGCUUGCGAGGGAGACAGCGGUGGACCCUUUGUGAUGAAGCACCCAGCAGAGAACCGCUGGUACCAGAUUGGCAUUGUGUCAUGGGGUGAGGGUUGUGACCGCGAUGGGAAGUAUGGCUUCUUCACGCAUGUUUUCAGGAUGAGCAGGUGGAUGAGGAAAGUCAUUGAAAACUCUGAAGAUGACGAGUAGACUUAUGCAUAUUUACACUAAUAAAAUUUGUUUGAUUCACAAA
Dunckerocampus dactyliophorus (ringed pipefish) is the source of this 1990-nucleotide messenger RNA. It is a transcript of the gene f2, whose product is annotated as coagulation factor II (thrombin). The transcript has 15 exons. The record is from RefSeq and is a predicted model, not a curated record. Gene Ontology annotation, biological process: platelet activation; blood coagulation; proteolysis. NCBI's taxonomy places the organism in Eukaryota, Metazoa, Chordata, Actinopteri, Syngnathiformes, Syngnathidae. Gene Ontology annotation, cellular component: extracellular region. Gene Ontology annotation, molecular function: calcium ion binding; serine-type endopeptidase activity. Bases 106 to 1947 code for a protein of 613 amino acids.